CCCCAUUCUCCCGCUUUCCAUCACCCCGCCCCAUUCUCCCUCUUUCCAUCACCGCGCCCCAUUCUCCCUCUUUCCAUCACCCCGCCCCAUUCUCUCGCUUUCCAUCACCCCGCCCCAUUCUCCCGUUUUCCAUCACACCGCCCCAUUCUCCCGCUUUCCAUCACCCCGCUCCAUUCUCCCGCUUUCCAUCACCCUGCCCAAUUCUCCCUCUUUCCAUCACCCCUCCCCAUUCUCCAUCUUUCCAUCACCCCGCCCCAUUCUCCCUCUUUCCAUCAGCCCUCCCCAUUCUCCCUCUAUCCAUCACCCCGCCCCAUUCUCCCUCUUUCCAUCACCUCGCCCCAUCCUCCCUCUUUCCAUCACCCCGCACCAUUCUCCCGCUUUUCAUCACCCUGCACCAUUCUCCCUCUUUCCAUUAGCCCGCCCCAUUCUACUGCUUUCCAUCACGACGUCCCAUUCUCCCGCUUUCCAUCACCCCGCUCCAUUCUCCCGCUUUCCAUCACCCCGCCCAAUUUUCCCUCUUUCCAUCACCCCGACCCAUUCUCCCUCUUUCCAUCACCCCGCCCCAUUCUCCCCCAAUCCAUCACCCCGCCCCAUUUUCACUCUUUCCAUCACCCCGUCCCAUUGUCCCGCUUUCCAUCACCCCGCCCCAUUCUCCCACUUUCCAUCACCCCGCUCCAUUCUCCCGCUUUCCAUCACCCCGCCCAAUUCUCCCUCUUUCCAUCACCCCUCCCCAUUCUCCCUCUUUCCAUCACCCAGCCCGAUUCUCCCGUUUUCCAUCACCCCGCCCCAUUCUCCCUCUUUCCAUCACCCCUCCCCAUUCUCCCUCUUUCCAUCACCCCGCCCCAUUCUCCCGCUUUCCAUCACCCCGCCCCAUUCUCCUGCUUUCCAUCACCUCGCUCCAUUCUCCCGCUUUCCAUCACCCUGCCCAAUUUUCCCUCUUUCCAUCACCCCUCCCCAUUCUCCCUCCUUCCAUCACCCCGCCCCAUUCACCCUCUUUCCAUCACCCCGCCCCAUUCUCCCUGUUUCCAUCACCCUGCCCCAUUCUUCCUGAUUCCAUCACCCCGCCCCAUUCUCCCGCUUUCCAUCACCCCGCCCCAUUCUCCCUCUUUCCAUCACCCCGCCCCAUUCUCCCGCUCUCAAUCACCCCGCCCCGUUCUCCCGUUUUCCAUCACCCCUCCCCAUUCUCCCUCUUUCCAUCACCCCGCCCCAUUCUCCCUCUUCCAUCACCCCGCCCCAUUCUCCCGCUUUCCAUCACCCCAACACAUUCUCCCACUGUCCAUCACCCCGCUCCGUUCUCCCGCUUUCCAUCACCCCGCCCAAUUCUCCCUCUUUCCAUCACCCCUCUCCAUUCUCCCUCUUUCCAUCACCCCGCCCCUUUCUCCCGCUUUCCAUCACCUUGCCCCAUUCUCCCUUUUUCCAUUACCCCGCCCCAUUCUCCCGCUUUCCAUCACCCCGCCCCAUUCUCCCUCUUUCCAUCACCCCGCCCCAUUCUCCCGCUUUCCAUCACCCCGCCCUAUUCUCCCGCUUUCCAUCACCCCGCCCCAUUCUCCCGCUUUCCAUCACCCCGCCCCAUUCUCCCGCUUUCCAUCACCCCGCCCCUAUCUCCCGCUUUCCAUCACCCCGCUCCAUUCACCCGCUUUCCAUCACCCCGCCCCAUUCUACCGCUUUCCGUCACCCCACCCCAUUCUCCCUCUUUCCAUCACCCCGCCCCAUUCUCCCUCUUUCCAUCACCCCGCCCCAUUCUCCCGCUUACCAUCACCCCGCCCCAUUCUCCCUCUUUCCAUCACCCCGCCCCAAUUUCCCUCUUUCCAUCACCCCGCCCCAUUCUCCCACUAUCCAUCACCCCGCCCAAUUCUACCUCUUUCCAUCACCCCGUCCCAUUCUCCCGCUUUCCAUCACCCCGCCCCAUUCUCCCUCUUUCCAUCAACUCGCCCCAUUCUCCCGCUUUCCAUGACCCCGCGCCAUUCUCCCGCUUUCCAUCACCCCGCUCCAUUCUCCCGCUUUCCAUCAACCCGCCCAAUUCUCCCUCUUUCCAUCACCCCUCCCCAUUCUCCCUCUUUCCAUCAGCCCGCCCCAUUCUCCCGCUUUCCAUCACCCCGCCCCAUUCUCCCUCUAUCCAUCACCUCGGCCCAUUCUACCACUUUCCAUCACCCCGCCCCAUUCUCCCACUUUCCAUCACCCCGCUCCAUUCUCCCGCUUUCCAUCACCCCGCCCAUUUCUCCCGAUUUGCAUCACCCCGCCCCAUUCUCCCGCUUUCCAUCACCCCGCCCCAUUCUCCCUCUUUCCAUCACCCCGCCCCAUUCUCCCUCUUUCCAUCACCUUGCCCUAUUCUCCUGCUCUCCAUCACCCUGCCCCAUUCUCCCUCUUUCCAUCACCCCGCCCCAUUCUCCCGCUUUCCAUCACCCCGCCCCAUUCUCCCUCUUUCCAUCACCCCGCCCCAUUCUCCCUCUUUCCCUCACCCCGCCCCAUUCUCCCGCUUUCCAUCACCCCGCCCCAUUCUCCCUCUAUCCAUCACCCCGCCCCAUUCUACCACUUUCCAUCACCCCGCCCCAUUCUCCCGCUUUCCAUCACCCCGCCCAAUUCUCCCUUUUUCCAUCAACCCUCCCUAUUCUCCCACUUUCCAUCACCCCGCCCCAUUCUCCCGCUUUCCAUCACCCCGCCCCAUUCUCCUGCUUUCCAUCACCCCGCCCCAUUCUCCCGCUUUCCAUCACCCUGCCCCAUUCUCCCGCUUUCCAUCACCCCGCCCCAUUCUCCCGCUUUCCAUCACCCCGCCCCAUUCUCCCUCUUUCCAUCACCCCGCCCCAUUCUCCCGCUUUCCAUCACCCCGCCCCGUUCUCCCGCUUUCCAUCGCCCCGCCCCAUUCUCCCGCUUUCCAUCACCCCGCCCCAUUCUCCCGCUUUCCAUCACCCCGCCCCAUUCUCCCUCUUUCCAUCACCCCACCCCAUUCUCCCGAUUUGCAUCACCCCGCCCCAUUCUCCCGCCUUCCAUCACCCUGCCCCAUUCUCCCUCUUUCCAUCACCCCGCCCCAUUCUCCCGCUUUCCAUCACCCCGCCCCAUUCUCCCUCUUUCCAUCACCCCGCCCCAUUCUCCCGCUUUCCAUCACACCACCCCAUUCUCCCGCUUUCCAUCACCACGCCCCAUUUUCCCUCUUUCCAUCACCCCGCCCCAUUCUCCCGCUUUCCAUCACCCCGCCCCAUUCUCCCGCUUUCCAUCACCCCGCUCCAUUCUCCCGCUUUCCAUCAACCCGCCCAAUUCUCCCUCUUUCCAUCACCUCUCCCCAUUCUCCCUCUUUCCAUCACCCCGCCCCAUUCUCCCGCAUUCCAUCACCCCGCCCCAUUCUCCCGCUUUCCAUCACCCCGCCCCAUUCUCCCGCUUUCCAUCACCCCGCCCCAUUCUCCCUCUUUCCAUCACCCCGCCCUAUUCUCCUGCUUUCCAUCACCCCUCCCCAUUCUCCCGCUGUCCAUCACCCCACCCCAUUCUCCCGCUUUCCAUCACCCCGCCCCAUUCUCCCGCUUUCCAUCACCCCGCCCCAUUCUCCCUCUUUCCAUCACCCCGCCCCAUUCUCCCUCUUUCCAUCACCCCGCCCCAUUCUCCCUCUAUCCAUCACCCCGCCCAAUUCUUCCUCUUUCCAUCACCCCGCCCCAUUCUCCCGAUUUCCGUCACCCCGCCCCAUUCUCCCUCUUUCGAUCACCCCGCCCCAUUCUCCCUCUUUCCUUCACCCUGACCCAUUCUCCCGCUUUCCAUCACCCCGCCCCAUUCUCCCUCUUUCCAUCACCCCGCCCCAUUCUCCCUCUUUCCAUCACCCCGCCCCAUUCUCCCGCUUUCCAUCACCCCGCACCAUUUUCCCCCUUUCCAUCACCGCGCCACAUUCUCCCGCUUUCCAUCAUCCCGCCCCACUCUCCCGCUUUCCAUCACCCACUUUCCAUCACCCCGCUCCAUUCUCCCGCUUUCCAUCACCCCCGCCCCAUUCUCCCUCUAUCCAUCACCCCGCCCCAUUCUCCCGCUUUCCAUCACCCUGUCCCAUUCUCACGCUUUCCAUCACCUUGCCCCAUUCUCUUGCUUUCCAUCACCCCGCCCUAUUCUCCCGCUUUCCAUCACCCCGCCCCAUUCUCCCGCUUUCUAUCACCCCGCCCCAUUCUCCCGCUUUCCAUCACCCUGCCCCAUUCUCCCGCUUUCCAUCACCCCGCCUCGUUCUCCCGCUUUCCAUCGCCCCGCCCCAUUCUCCCGCUUUCCAUCACCCCGCCCCAUUCUCCCGCUUUCCAUCACCCCGCCCCAUUCUCCCUUUUUCCAUCACCCCACCCCAUUCUCCCGAUUUGCAUCACCCCGCCCCAUUCUCCCGAUUUGCAUCACCCCGCCCCAUUCUCCCGCCUUCCAUCACCCUGCCCCAUUCUCCCUCUUUCCAUCACCCCGCCCCAUUCUCCCGCUUUCCAUCACCCCGCCCCAUUCUCCCUCUUUCCAUCACCCCGCCCCAUUCUCCCGCUUUCCAUCACACCACCCCAUUCUCCCGCUUUCCAUCACCACGCCCCAUUUUCCCUCUUUCCAUCACCCCGCCCCAUUCUCCCGCUUUCCAUCACCCCGCCCCAUUCUCCCGCUUUCCAUCACCCCGCUCCAUUCUCCCGCUUUCCAUCAACCCGCCCAAUUCUCCCUCUUUCCAUCACCUCUCCCCAUUCUCCCUCUUUCCAUCACCCCGCCCCAUUCUCCCGCAUUCCAUCACCCCGCCCCAUUCUCCCGCUUUCCAUCACCCUGCCCCAUUCUCCCGCUUUCCAUCACCCCGCCCCAUUCUCCCUCUUUCCAUCAACCCGCCCCAUUCUCCUGCUUUCCAUCACCCCUCCCCAUUCUCCCGCUGUCCAUCACCCCGCCCCAUUCUCCCGCUUUCCAUCACCCCGCCCCAUUCUCCCGCUUUCCAUCACCCCGCCCCAUUCUCCCUCUUUCCAUCACCCCGCCCCAUUCUCCCUCUUUCCAUCACCCCGCCCCAUUCUCCCUCUAUCCAUCACCCCGCCCAAUUCUUCCUCUUUCUAUCACCCCGCCCCAUUCUCCCGAUUUCCGUCACCCCGCCCCAUUCUCCCUCUUUCGAUCACCCCGCCCCAUUCUCCCUCUUUCCUUCACCCUGACCCAUUCUCCCGCUUUCCAUCACCCCGCCCCAUUCUCCCUCUUUCCAUCACCCCGCCCCAUUCUCCCUCUUUCCAUCACCCCGCCCCAUUCUCCCGCUUUCCAUCACCCCGCGCCAUUUUCCCUCUUUCCAUCACCGCGCCACAUUCUCCCGCUUUCCAUCACCCCGCCCCACUCUCCCGCUUUCCAUCACCCAGUCCCAUUCUUCCUCUUUCCAUAACCCCGCCCCAUUCUCCCGCUUUCCAUCACUCUGCCCCAUUCUCCAGCUUUCCAUCACCCCGCUCCAUUCUCCCGCUUUCCAUCACCCCCGCCCCAUUCUCCCUCUAUCCAUCACCCCGCCCCAUUCUCCCGCUUUCCAUCACCCUGUCCCAUUCUCCCGCUUUCCAUCACCUUGCCCCAUUCUCUUGCUUUCCAUCACCCCGCCCUAUUCUCCCGCUUUCCAUCACCCCGCCCCAUUCUCCCGCUUUCUAUCACCCCGCCCCAUUCUCCCGCUUUCCAUCACCCCGCCCCAUUCUCCCGCUUUCCAUAUCCCCGCCCCAGUCUCCCGCUUUCCCUUACUUCGCCCCAUUCUCCCGCUUUCCAUCACCCCGCCCCAUUCUCCCGCUUUCCAUCACCCCGCCCCGUUCUCCCACUUUCCAUUACCCCGCCCCGUUCUCCCGCUUUCUAUCACCUCGCCCCGUUCUCCCGCUUUCCAUCACCCCGCUUCGUUCUCCCGCAUUCCAUCACCCUGCCCCAUUCUACCGCUUUCCAUCACCCCCGCCCCAUUCUCCCUCUUUCCAUCACCCCGCCCCAUUCUCCCUCUAUCCAUCACCCCGCCCCAUUCUCCCGCUUUCCAUCACCCUGUCCCAUUCUCCCGCUUUCCAUCACCUUGCCCUAUUCUCUUGCUUUCCAUCACCCCGCCCCAUUCUCCCGCUUUCCAUCACCCCGCCCCAUUCUCCCACUUUCUAUCACCCCGCCCCAUUCUCCCGCUUUCCAUCACCCCGCCCCAUUCUCCCGCUUUCCAUCACCCUGCCCCAGUCUCCCGCUUUCCCUUACUUCGCCCCAUUCUCCCGCUUUCCAUCACCCCGCCCCAUUCUCCCGCUUUCCAUCACCCCGCCCCGUUCUCCCACUUUCCAUUACCCCGCCCCGUUCUCCCGCUUUCUAUCACCUCGCCCCGUUCUACCGCUUUCCAUCACCCCGCUUCGUUCUCCCGCAUUCCAUCACCCUGCCCCAUUCUCCCCCUUUCCAUCACCCCGCCCCAGUCUCCUGCUCUCUAUCAUCCCGCCCCAUUCUCCCGUUUUCCAUCACCCCUCCCCAUUCUCCCUCUUUCCAUCACCCCGCCCCAUUCUCCCUCUUUCCAUCACCCGGCCCUCUUUCCAUCACCCCGCUCCAUUCUCCCGCUUUCCAUCACCCCCGCCCCAUUCUCCCUCUAUCCAUCACCCCGCCACAUUCUCCCACUUUCCAUCACCCUGUCCCAUUCUCCCGCUUUCCAUCAACCUUGCCCCAUUCUCUUGCUUUCCAUCACCCCGCCCUAUUCUCCCGCUUUCCAUCACCCCGCCCCAUUCUCCCGCUUUCUAUCACCCCGCCCCAUUCUCCCGCUUUCCAUCACCCCGCCCCAUUCUCCCGCUUUCCAUCACCCCGCCCUGUUCUCCCUCUUUCCAUCACCCCGCUCCAUUCUCCCGCUUUCCAACACCCCGCCCCAUUCUCCCGCUUUCCAUCACCCCGCCCCAUUCUCCCGCUUUCCAUCACCCCGCCCCAUUCUCCCGCUUUCCAUCACCCAACCCCAUUCUCCAGCUUUCCAUCACCCCACUCCAUUCUCCCGCUUUCCAUCACCCCGCCCAAUUCUCCCUCCUUCCAUCACCCCUCCCCAUUCUCCCUCUUUCCAUCACCCCGCCCCAUUCUCCCUCUUUCCAUCACCCCGCCCCAUUCUCCCUCUUUCCAUCACCCCGCCUUAUUCUCCCUCUUUCCAUCACCCCGCCACAUUCUCCCUCUUUCCAUCACCCUGCCCUAUUCUCCCUGUUUCCAUCACCCCGCCCCAUUCUCCCUGUUUCCAUCACCCCGCCCCAUUCUCCCGCUUUCCAUCACCCCGCCCCAUUCUCCCUGUUUCCAUCAUCCCGCCCCGUUCUCCCGCUUUCCAUCACCCCACCCCAUUCUCCCCCUUUCCAUCACCCCGCCCCAUUCUCCUGCUUUCAAUCACCCCGCCCCAUUCUCCCAUUUUCCAUCACCCCUCCCCAUUCUCCCUCUUUCCAUCACCCCGCCCCAUUCUCCCUCUUUCCAUCACCCUGCCCCAUUCUCCCGCUUUCUAUCACCGCGCCCCAUUCUCCCGCUUUCCAUCAUCCCGCUCCAUUCUCCCCCUUUCCAUCACCCCGCCCAAUUCUCCCUCUUUCCAUCACCCCUCCCAAUUCUCCCUCUUUCCAUCACCCCGCCCCAUUCUCCCGCUUUCCAUCACCCCGCCCCAUUCUCCCUCUUUCCAUCACCCCGCCCCAUUCUCCCGCUUUCCAUCACCCUGCCCCAUUCUCCCUCUUUCCACCACCCCGCCCCUUUCUCCCUGUUUCCAUCACCCCGCCCCAUUCCCCCGUUUUCCAUCACCCCACCCCAUUCUCCCUCUUUCCAUCACCCCCCCCAUUCUCCCUCUUUCCAUCACCCCGCCCCAUUCACCCUCUUUCCAUCACCCCACCCCAUUCUCUCGCUUUCCAUCACCCCGCCCCAUUCUCCCUCUUUCCAUCACCCCGCCCCAUUCUCCCUCUUUCCAUCACCCCGCCUUAUUCUCCCGCUUUCCAUUACCGCGCCCUACUCUCCAUCUUUCCAUCACCCCGCCCCAUUCUCCCGCCUUCCAUCACCCAGCCCCAUUCUCCCUCUUUUCAUCACCCCGCCCCAUUCUCCCGCUUUCUAUCACCCCGCCCCAUUCUCCCGCUUUCCAUCACCCCGCCCCAUUCUCCCUCUUUCCAUCACCCCGCCCCAUUCUCCCGCUUUCCAUCACCCCGCCCCAUUUUCCCUCUUUCCAUCACCCCGCCCCAUUCUCCCGCUUUCCAUCACCCCGCCCCAUUCUCCCUCUUUCUAUCACCCCUCCCCAUUCUCCCGCUUUCCAUCACCCCGCCCAAUUCUCCCUCUUUCUAUCACCCCUCCCCUUUCUCCCUUUUUCUAUCACCCCGCCCCAUUCUCCCGCUUUCUAUCACCCCGCCCCAUUCUCCCGCUUUCCAUCACCCCGCCCCAUUCUCCCGCUUUCCAUCACCCCGCCCCAUUCUCCCGCUUUCCAUCAACCCGCCCCAUUCUCCCGCUUUCCAUCAUCCCGCCCCAUUCUCCAGCUUUCCAUCACCCCGUUCUCUCUCUUCUCAUCACCCCGCCCCAUUCUCCCUCUUUCCAUCACCCCGCCCCAUUCUCCCGCUUUCCAUCACCCCGCCCCAGUCUCCCUCUUUCCAUCACCCCGCCCCAAUCUCCCGCUUUCCAUCACCCCGCCCCAUUCUCCCUCUUUCCAUCACCCCGCCCCAUUCUCCCUCUUUCCAUCACCCUGCCCCGUUCUCCCGCCUUCCAUCACCCCGCCCCAUUCUCCCUCUUUCCAUCACCCCGCUCCAUUCUCCCGCUUUCCAUCACCCCGCCCGAUUCUCCCGCUUUCCAUCACCCCGCUCCAUUCUCUCGCUUUCCAUCACCCCGUCCCAUUCUCCCUCUUUCCAUCACCCCACCCCGUUCUCCCGCUUUCCAUCACCCCGCCCCAUUCUCCCUCUUUCCAUCACCCCGCCCCAUUCUCCCACUUUCCAUCACCCCACCCCAUUCUCACGCUUUCCAUCACCCCGCCCAAUUCUCCCUCUUUCUAUCACCCCUCCCCAUUCUCCCUCUUUCCAUCACCCCGCCCCAUUCUCCCGCUUUCCAUCACCCCGCCCCAUUCUCCCGCUUUCCAUCACCCCGCCCCAUUCCCCCGCUUUCCAUCACCCCGCCCCAUUCUCCCGCUUUCCAUCACCCCGCCCUAUUCUCUCGCUUUCCAUCACCCCGCCCCAUUCUCCCUCUUUCCAUCACCCCGCCCCGUUCUCCCGCUUUCCAUCACCCCGCCCCGUUCUCCCGCUUUCCAUCACCCCGCCCCAUUCUCCCCCUUUCAAUCACCUUGCCACAUUCUCCCGCUUUCCAUCACCCCGCCCCAUUCUCCCUCUUUCCAUCACCCCGCCCCCCCGCCCCAUUCUCCCUCUUUCCAUCACCCCGCCCCAUUCUCCCGCUUUCCAUCACCCCGCCCCAUUCUCCCUCUUCCCAUCACCCUGCCCCAUUCUCCCUCUAUCUAUCACCCUGUCCCAUUCUCCCGCUUUCCACACCCCGCCCCAUUCUUUUGCUUUCCAUCACCCCACCCCAUCCUCCCUCUUUCCAUCACCCCGCCCCAUUCUCCCGAUUUCCAUCACCCCGCCCCGUUCCCCCGCUUUCCAUCACCCCGCCCCAUUCUCCCGCUUUCCAUCAUCCCGCCCCAUUCUCCAGCUUUCCAUCACCCCGCCCCAUUCUCCCUCUUUCCAUCACCCCGCCCCAUUCUUCCUCUUUCCAUCACCCCGCCCCAUUCUUCCGAUUUCCAUCACCCCGCCCCAUUCUCCCACUUUCCAUCACCCCGCCCCAUUCUCCCUCUUUCGAUCACGCCGCCCCAUUCUCCCUCUUUCCAUCACCCCGCCCCACUCUCCCGCCUUCCAUCACCCCGCCCAAUUCUCCCUCUUUCCAUCACCCCGCCCCAUUCUCCCUCUUUCCGUCACCCCGCCCCAUUCUCCCGCUUUCCAUCACCCCGCCCCAUUCUCCCUCUUUCCAUCACCCCGCCCCAUUCUCCCUCUUUCCAUCACCCCGCCCCAUUCUCCCGCUUUCCAUCACCCCGCGCCAUUUUCCCUCUUUCCAUCACCCCGCCCCAUUCUCCCGCUUUCCAUCACCCCGCCCCAUUCUCUCGCUUUCCAUCAUCCCGCUCCAUUGUCCCGCUUUCCAUCACCCCGCCCAAUUCUCCCUCUUUCCAUCACCCCUCCCCAUUCUCCCUUUUUCCAUUACCCCGCCCCAUUCUCCCGCUUUCCAUCACCCCGCCCCAUUCUCCCUCUUUCCAUCACCCCGCCCCACUCUCCCGCCUUCCAUCACCCCGCCCAAUUCUCCCUCUUUCCAUCACCCAGCCCCAUUCUCCCUCUUUCCAUCACCCCGCCCCAUUCUCCCGCUUUCCAUCACCCCGCCCCAUUCUCCCUCUUUCCAUCACCCCGCCCCAUUCUCCCUCUUUCCAUCACCCCGCCCCAUUCUCCCGCUUUCCAUCACCCCGCGCCAUUUUCCCUCUUUCCAUCACCCCGCCCCAUUCUCCCGCUUUCCAUCACCCCGCCCCAUUCUCUCGCUUUCCAUCAUCCUGCUCCAUUGUCCCGCUUUCCAUCACCCCGCCCAAUUCUCCCUCUUUCCAUCACCCCUCCCCAUUCUCCCUUUUUCCAUUACCCCGCCCCAUUCUCCCGCUUUCCAUCACCCCGCCCCAUUCUCCCUCUUUCCAUCACCCCGCCCCACUCUCCCGCCUUCCAUCACCCCGCCCAAUUCUCCCUCUUUCCAUCACCCAGCCCCAUUCUCCCUCUUUCCAUCACCCCGCCCCAUUCUCCCGCUUUCCAUCACCCCGCCCCAUUCUCCCGCUUUCCAUCACCCCGCCCCAUUCUCUCGCUUUCCAUCAUCCUGCUCCAUUGUCCCGCUUUCCAUCACCCCGCCCAAUUCUCCCUCUUUCCAUCACCCCUCCCCAUUCUCCCUUUUUCCAUUACCCUGCCCCAUUCUCCCGCUUUCCAUCACCCCGCCCCAUUCUCCCUCUUUCCAUCACCCCGCCCCACUCUCCCGCCUUCCAUCACCCCGCCCAAUUCUCCCUCUUUCCAUCACCCAGCCCCAUUCUCCCUCUUUCCAUCACCCCGCCCCAUUCUCCCGCUUUCCAUCACCCCGCCCCAUUCUCCCUCUUUCCAUCACCCCGCCCCAUUCUCCCGCUUUCCAUCACCCCGCCCCAUUCUACCGCUUUCCGUCACCCUACCCCAUUCUCCCACUUUCCAUCACCCCGCCCCAUUCUCCCUCUUUCCAUCACCCCGCCCCAUUCUCCCGCUUGCCAUCACCCCACCCCAAUCUCCCUCUUUCCAUCACCCCGCCCCAUUCUCCCUCUUUCCAUCACCCUGCCCCAUUCUCCCUCUAUCCAUCACCCCGCCCAAUUCUCUCGCUUUCCAUCACCCCGUCCCAUUCUCCCGCUUUCCAUCACCCCGCCCCAUUCUUUUGCUUUCCAUCACCCCACCCCAUCCUCCCUCUUUCCAUCACCCCGCCCCAUUCUCCCGAAUUCCAGCACCCCGCCCCGUUCCCCCGCUUUCCAUCACCCCGCCCCAUUCUCCCGCUUUCCAUCAUCCCGCCCCAUUCUCCCGCUUUCCAUCACCCCGCCCCAUUCUUCCUCUUUCCAUCACCCCGCCCCAUUCUUCCUCUUUCCAUCACCCCGCCCCAUUCUCCCGAUUUCCAUCACCCCGCCCCAUUCUCCCACUUUCCAUCACCCCGCCCCAUUCUCCCUCUUUCCAUCACCCCGCCCCAUUCUUCCGAUUUCCAUCACCCCGCCCCAUUCUCCCACUUUCCAUCACCCCGCCCCAUUCUCCCUCUUUCCAUCACGCCGCCCCAUUCUCCCUCUUUCCAUCACCCCGCCCCACUCUCCCGCCUUCCAUCACCCCGCCUAAUUGUCCCUCUUUCCAUCACCCCGCCCCAUUCUCCCUCUUUCCGUCACCCCGCCCCAUUCUCCCGCUUUCCAUCACCCCGCCCCAUUCUCCCUCUUUCCAUCACCCCGCCCCAUUCUCCCUCUUUCCAUCACCCCGCCCCAUUCUCCCGCUUUCCAUCACCCCGCGCCAUUUUCCCUCUUUCCAUCACCCAGCCCCAUUCUCCCGCUUUCCAUCACCCCGCCCCAUUCUCUCGCUUUCCAUCAUCCCGCUCCAUUGUCCCGCUUUCCAUCACCCCGCCCAAUUCUCCCUCUUUCCAUCACCCCUCCCCAUUCUCCCUUUUUCCAUCACCCCACCCCAUUCUCCCGCUUUCCAUCACCCCGCCCCAUUCUCCCUCUUUCCAUCACCCCGCCCCACUCUCCCGCCUUCCAUCACCCCGCCCCAUUCUCCCUCUUUCCAUCACCCAGCCCCAUUCUCCCUCUUUCCAUCACCCCUCCCCAUUCUCCCUUUUUCCAUCACCCCGCCCCAUUCUCCCGCUUUCCAUCACCCCGCCCCAUUCUCCCUCUUUCCAUCACCCCGCCCCAUUCUCCCUCUUUCCAUCACCCCGCCCCAUUCUCCCGCUUUCCAUCACCCCGCCCCAUUCUACCGCUUUCCGUCACCCUACCCCAUUCUCCCACUUUCCAUCACCCCACCCCAUUCUCCCUCUUUCCAUCACCCCGCCCCAUUCUCCCGCUUGCCAUCACCCCACCCCAAUCUCCCUCUUUCCAUCACCCCGCCCCAUUCUCCCUCUUUCCAUCACCCUGCCCCAUUCUCCCUCUAUCCAUCACCCCGCCCAAUUCUCUCGCUUUCCAUCACCCCGUCCCAUUCUCCCGCUUUCCAUCACCCCGCCCCAUUCUUUUGCUUUCCAUCACCCCACCCCAUCCUCCCUCUUUCCAUCACCCCGCCCCAUUCUCCCGAAUUCCAGCACCCCGCCCCGUUCCCCCGCUUUCCAUCACCCCGCCCCAUUCUCCCGCUUUCCAUCAUCCCGCCCCAUUCUCCCGCUUUCCAUCACCCCGCCCCAUUCUUCCUCUUUCCAUCACCCCGCCCCAUUCUUCCUCUUUCCAUCACCCCGCCCCAUUCUCCCGAUUUCCAUCACCCCGCCCCAUUCUCCCACUUUCCAUCACCCCGCCCCAUUCUCCCUCUUUCCAUCACCCCGCCCCAUUCUUCCGAUUUCCAUCACCCCGCCCCAUUCUCCCACUUUCCAUCACCCCGCCCCAUUCUCCCUCUUUCCAUCACGCCGCCCCAUUCUCCCUCUUUCCAUCACCCCGCCCCACUCUCCCGCCUUCCAUCACCCCGCCUAAUUCUCCCUCUUUCCAUCACCCCGCCCCAUUCUCCCUCUUUCCGUCACCCCGCCCCAUUCUCCCGCUUUCCAUCACCCCGCCCCAUUCUCCCUCUUUCCAUCACCCCGCCCCAUUCUCCCUCUUUCCAUCACCCCGCCCCAUUCUCCCGCUUUCCAUCACCCCGCGCCAUUUUCCCUCUUUCCAUCACCCAGCCCCAUUCUCCCGCUUUCCAUCACCCCGCCCCAUUCUCUCGCUUUCCAUCAUCCCGCUCCAUUGUCCCGCUUUCCAUCACCCCGCCCAAUUCUCCCUCUUUCCAUCACCCCUCCCCAUUCUCCCUUUUUCCAUCACCCCACCCCAUUCUCCCGCUUUCCAUCACCCCGCCCCAUUCUCCCUCUUUCCAUCACCCCGCCCCACUCUCCCGCCUUCCAUCACCCCGCCCCAUUCUCCCUCUUUCCAUCACCCAGCCCCAUUCUCCCUCUUUCCAUCACCCCGCCCCAUUCUCCCGCUUUCCAUCACCCCGCCCCAUUCUCCUGGUUUCCAUCACCCCGCUCCAUUCUCCCGCUUUCCAUCACCCCGCCCAAUUCUCCCUCUUUCCAUCACCCCACCCCAUUCUCCCUCUUUCCAUCACCCCGCCCCAUUCUCCAUCUUUCCAUCACCCCGCCCCAUUAUCCCUCUUUCCAUCUAAACCACCACUAGCCAGGCGAGUUGCUCCCAGCACCCCCACCAGCCAGGUGAGUUGCUCCCAGCACCCCCACCAGCCAGGUGAGUUGCUCCCAGCACCCACACCAGCCAAGUGA
Messenger RNA from Closterium sp. NIES-65, 13839 nucleotides. Lineage: Eukaryota; Viridiplantae; Streptophyta; Zygnematophyceae; Desmidiales; Closteriaceae. The record is from the annotation of a GenBank genome assembly.